AUGACGUUCAGCAAGUUGCGCUUGUUCCAAGUGCUGGUAGUGAUAUUUAUCAAUCUCUUCACUACCGGAACCAUAUUUGGAUUCGCAGCACUCAAGCCUGCAUUGAUUCGUAAAGGCGUCUACUCGUGGUUAUGCUCACACGAUGAAAGCAACCCGGCGAGUUCUUGUAACGAACAGGAACUACGACUUAAUAACAUGUUUGUGGUGUCCGUUGCACUUACCAACAUGGUAUCGUUACCCGCUGGAUCGGUGCUAGACUGGAUUGGUCCCACCAAAACAAGUAUCAUGGGGGCAACCCUUUAUGGAAUUGGAUGUUUAGUUUUUGGGAACGGGUAUAUCCGGUGGCCAUUUGUACUCGAUGGAUAUUAUGCCGGCUUUUUCUUGCUAGCUAUUGGCAGCCCCUUAAUUUUUCUCUCGAGCUUUCACAUCAGCAAUGCAUUCCCAGCACGCUCUGGUUUGAUUUUAAGCUUUAUCAUGGCUGCAUUCAAUGCCAGUAGCACAGCCUUUGUCCUGUUUGAUUGGGUAGACAAGAAAAGUGGAAAUAUGUCUAUUCAAGCAUGGUUCUGGUGCUACGCCCUCAUUCCUGCACUGUUUAUUGUGCUCCAGAGCCUGACCGGACCUCCCAAUGCCUAUCAAAAACAGAUGGUUUCUCAGGAGAAUCAACUUUCAGAUAACCCCGCUUCCGCAGUCACAUACGGCACCAUCUCAACCGGUGAGCCUUCUUCAGAACAACCUAGGCAUCCGGACCCCAAGGACACAUUUGUUGGAAUCAUGUCCGGAAGGCCUUUCAUUGUACAAUUAUUCAGCCGGCAUUUUGGGCUUCUCUUACUAUUUUUCUCGGUUUAUGCUGAUCGAGUUAACUGGGAGAUUCAAACUAUAUCUGAGCAAUUCUUGUUUUAUUUGGCAAACCCCAAUGAUGCACUCCGAAUGUCCAGCCUAUUCUCGAUCUUGCUCCCACUUGGUGGCAUCAUCGGAGUCCCAAUUUUUGGAUGGCUCCUUGACCAGCGCACUACGUUUGAUGCAUCGGCUGCCAUACUGGUUAUUGGAGUUUCGUAUGGUGGAUUGGGCAUGACAUCUCUGGUAGCAACUCAAAUAGUAUCAAUCUCACUCUUUGUUGUGCUUAGACCGUUGUUAUAUAUUUUUGUUGGUGAUUAUUGUGGAAAGAUUGGCGACUACUCUCGUUGGGUUAUUCAGUUUGAUACUCGGCCCAAUCGACAGUUUGGUCAAGAAUCAACUGCAUGGAAAUUACAACCUAAUCAACAGCGCAUGGUUGAUUUUAGGGCUCCUUAG
This is a messenger RNA of Rhizoctonia solani, 1290 nucleotides long. RefSeq lists its product as uncharacterized. The coding region runs from base 1 to 1290 and encodes 429 amino acids. Lineage: Eukaryota; Fungi; Basidiomycota; Agaricomycetes; Cantharellales; Ceratobasidiaceae. The record is from RefSeq and is a predicted model, not a curated record. The transcript has 14 exons.